AUGGACUAUUCUUCAAUUUCACCUGACCCUGCUGAGCCGUCGCCAUGGGGAUCACCACGUGCUGAUAGAAACACGUUUGCCUCUGCCGGCCAGGCUGCUGAUGUUCUUCCCGCACCCUUGCCUCCGCACCUCGAGCCAUCCUAUGAAGAUGGCCACGAAAACGAAACAAGCGUUAGUAGCGGGCAAGCAGGAUUGUCGCCUGCCAAUGUAACAGAGUCGUCUCAAAGCGCCCAGAUUGGCAAAUCUGCGAACACCCAACCAUCUCAGCCUGCCGACAACCAACAGCCUCCCCAGCAGCAGGGGCAGUCUCAAACACCUGCUCGCUAUCAAACCGGGGCUCGGCAAAAUGCUAGGCCCCUUGCGCCAGCUUACAAGCUACAGGCGAAAUUGACGGGGCUGGAAAGGACGGGCAAAAAGGAUCCUAUUCUACGUUUCGAUGUUUAUACCAACAUUCCCAAAUUCCGUACUACCCAAUAUCGAGAUGUUCGUCGCACCCAUUCAGAGUUUGUCAAACUUUCCGAGCACUUGAUAUCCUCGAAUCCUGAAGCUCUUGUGCCGGCUGUGCCUCCCCCGCUCACACCGGCCGGGGCGGGAACCGACGAAGACGAGAUCCGCGUCAAGGCGUCGAUGCAGAGGUGGUUGAAUAAUGUCUUUGGAAAUGAGGUCCUCAUUCACGAUGAGGAGAUUGUACUCUUCGUUGAAAGUGAUUUUGGCUAUAGUCCUGUUGUCAGAAUGAAGCAGCCAGCGACAGGUGUUCGGCGAAAGGUUAUCAAACAAUUUGCGCCGCCGCCAGAUGAUACUCCGGAAUUGCAGAACGCCCGUCCAGUUGUGAAAAGGUUUUAUCUCGGUGCGUUGGACACUAGUCAAAAGGUGGACCGUGUAGUAAAAUCUCGAAGAGGUCUUGGUCUAGCAGAAUCUGAUCUUGGUGUCAAGCUUGGUCAUAUGCAUGUGCAGGAAACACAUACUGGGCUAGGAAAUGCCUAUCGUAAACUUGGGCGCAUCAUUCAAACGACCGGUGACUAUCAUGCGGCUCAGGCUACUGCGGAAGCAACAACACUAGGAGAUCCAUUGGAAUACCACUCCUCGGACGCUUUCAUUGUCAAGGAGACAUUGACAAAUCGUCACAUUCUCCUGCGGGAGCUGCUCCAAGCCCAACAGACAGCGCGAAGCAAGCGCGCAGCCGCGGACCGGCUUAAAGGCAGUACUUCUGUUCGCACAGACAAGGUCGACGAGGCUAUCGCAGCUUUAGAUGAUGCCAUCGGGCAUGAAACUUACCUUACUAAGAAGACACAAAGAGUAACAGCCAACUUGUUACUGGAAACCCGACGUUGGUUCAGCAGAACCUCCGAUGAUGUCCUAGCAAGCCUUCGAGACUACACACUAAGAGAGAUUGAGGCGGAACGUCGAACUUUGGCUUUGCUUGAAAGCGUGCGUGCUGAUGUUCGAGCAAUCGAUUCGACUGGGGGACUGAGUCGUCUUGGACGAGAGUCUCACCCUACAGUGCGGAGAUCGAGUUUGGCAUCUAGUCAAGGGCCGAAAGGUGAUGCGUGGAGCGGUGUUCCUCGUCGCGGUGAUAGCUUGAGCCGGAGCAUCAGUGGAAGCACGGUCGUCGUCCCAGUUCUAGGGGAUGACAGCACGAAUGGUGAUGGCUCUAGCAAAGGACGGGCGCGAGCUCUGAGCGGCGUUAGUUCUAUUGCCGAGGAGGACGACGAUGGCCGACUCGAUGCUAAGAAUGCGGCCAGUCGACUCGCGACGAGCACAUUCUAG
Molecule: messenger RNA, 1767 nt
Organism: Talaromyces proteolyticus
Lineage: Eukaryota; Fungi; Ascomycota; Eurotiomycetes; Eurotiales; Trichocomaceae
Product: vacuolar protein sorting-associated protein vps17
Exons: 3
Coding region: 1-1767 (588 amino acids)
Biological process (GO): retrograde transport, endosome to Golgi; intracellular protein transport
Cellular component (GO): endosome; retromer, tubulation complex; retromer complex
Molecular function (GO): phosphatidylinositol-3-phosphate binding
Source: RefSeq, a predicted model, not a curated record